UGGGAGUUUCACGGGGCUGCUCUGCAAGGUCUGCAAGUAUGUGAACUGGCUGAAAUAGCAAGUGGAAAGGUGUACAGUGUGCGGUGUGAAAUAUAUGGAUGGUAUAUGACGUUUUAAAUGAUAACAGUAAUAAUAAUGCCAAUUAUAACGUGAAAUGGGGUGCGGCUUAUGACAAAAGUAAUCGAGUAUGACAUGAAGGAAUAUGAAUAUCCCAACACGUGUCAAGGACGUGAACUUAGAACUAGAGACCCUUAGACAGUGUUGAGGGUCGUUUGUAAGUUGAUAUGCUGAAGUAGAGUAAUAUAUUUAGAGCAUGUAUGUCAGAACUGGAACUGCACUGAAUCUUUUUGCACAGUACUUGAGUACUGGACCGUAGAGAUUUAUGAUUUGAUGAAUGGCUGAGGUACACACCGUCUUGGAAGACUAAUUUGACAGUCAUGAUGAGCAGUAUACAUGAUGUGUGUGGUAGUGUAUUAAGCCAUAUACCUGGGGUUGGAAGUUCAGCAAGUCCUGAACAUGGAAAAGUGUUGUGUGUGGGAUUGGCAUGUCUAGAUUCCAUCCAUGUGGUAAAAACAUUCCCAGUUGAAGAUACAGACGUGAGGUGUGUAUCAGUGCGAUUGCAGCGGGGUGGUAAUGCUUCAAACAAUUGCACAGUUCUGUCGCAGUUAGGGGCACCUUGUGAGUUCCUUGGAACACUCAGCAAGAAGCAGUAUUUAAGUGUUGUUGUGGAUGACUUCAAGGCUUAUAACAUAUGUAUCAACAACUGUAUCUACUAUGAGGCCUGUGAUGCUCCCAUGUCUGUAGUCAUAAUCAGUCAAACUACCGGAUCACGCACAAUCAUCCAUUCUAACAAGAACUUACCUGAACUCACUCUGGAUGACUUUAAGAAACUAGACAUGUCUCAAUAUUCAUGGAUACAUUUUGAGGGACGUAAUGUGGAAGAGGUUGUUUCGAUGAUUGAGUUGGUUGAAUUUUGGAAUGAGAAUCAUAUCUCUGAGCAUGAUAGAGGCCAUGGACUGGGACAUAAGGCUCUGCCCAUUUCCAUUGAAAUUGAAAAGCCUCGUGCAGAAAUGCAGGACCUCAUACCAUGGGCUGAUGUUUUGUUCAUUGGAAAGGAUUUUGCUGAAUUUUGUGGCUGUACCAACAUGUCUGAAACACUCAAGAAAAUUGCUCAGGACGCUAAACCCAAUGCCACUAUAAUAAGUGCUUGGGGUGAACAAGGAGCAAUGGCUCGUGGACAUGAUGGAACCGUUGUUCAGUCUCCAGCAUUCUGUCCACACAAAGUAUUGGACACCCUUGGUGCAGGGGACACAUUUUGCGGUGCAGCAAUUUUUGGCCUGUCUAGAGGGAAGUCGUUACAAGAUUCUAUCAUUUUGGGCUGCCAAAUAGCUGGAAUCAAGGUUGGCAUGGAUGGUUUUGCUGGCCUGGAUAAAGCAUGUAACCAUAUCAUGUAUGGUUCUGGUGAAUUGUAACAGCUGUUCUGUCUUACAGCAGUUUUGGUAGGUAUUUUGAAUGGAGAUUUAGAAAUGUAAGUACUGAUAUGCAGAUUUUUGGGCAAGAAAGUAUGUAAAUUAUGUGAGCAGAUAUGAUAGAUUAUUUUAAUGUUUAAGGGGUUUCCAUUUUUCAUUACAUUUUUUGAUCAUGUUCCCUGCAAUAGAAAUAAUGCUGUAUCGAAAUUUUACACCACUUUCAUUGCUAAUCUUUGAGAACUUUCUUUUUUGAUUUUUUGCACUGUAGCCUUUAGAAAUAAAGCAGUCUUUCUAUGUUAACACUCUUGAGGACAAACUCUCUGUGUGUGUAUGUGUGUGGAGGGGGGGGCAUAAGUCUUCCCCACUGUCUAGUCAACAUGUCAACCUAGCAGUUCCAACUAUCACUGUCCUUCCCUGACAUGUAUUUAUAGGGCUUGGACCUUUUUUAAUCAUAUGUCAAGCCAUGCAUUUGCUGAGUGCAGAAACGGUUUGUAGUUUAAUUGUAUGCAUAUCAUAAACAGUGGAAGCAAUUGUGAUUGACUCUGAAUGUUUAUGAUUCCUUCAGAGUCGAGCAAUAAAUUUAUAUUUGAAGAAAUAUUAGUAUAAAUAACACUGACCACUUUUGUUUAUUUUUUCUCCAUCACACUCUAACUAACUCCACAGGAGAUGCAGUCCUUAAGAAACCACCAGCUGUCCAGCUACUCAAGUAUUUCUCAACAUUUUAUGGAACAUGAAAGCUGAUGUUCACAAGAGUG
This is a messenger RNA of Cryptotermes secundus, 2224 nucleotides long. RefSeq names its product ketohexokinase. Gene Ontology annotation, molecular function: ketohexokinase activity. The transcript is spliced from 6 exons. The record is from RefSeq and is a predicted model, not a curated record. Gene Ontology annotation, biological process: fructose metabolic process. NCBI's taxonomy places the organism in Eukaryota, Metazoa, Arthropoda, Insecta, Blattodea, Kalotermitidae. The coding region runs from base 438 to 1472 and encodes 344 amino acids.